Molecule: messenger RNA, 1117 nt
Organism: Drosophila eugracilis
Lineage: Eukaryota; Metazoa; Arthropoda; Insecta; Diptera; Drosophilidae
Product: regucalcin
Exons: 3
Coding region: 118-1029 (303 amino acids)
Biological process (GO): L-ascorbic acid biosynthetic process
Molecular function (GO): gluconolactonase activity; calcium ion binding
Source: RefSeq, a predicted model, not a curated record
CAGCUGACCCCACAGUGCGUUUUUGUUUUUGUAGUUGUAUCUUUUUUCGCGUUUUGUUUAUUAAUUACUUUUUUUUUUAAUUUAAGUGCAGUUAAUUGCCUCCGCUAAUCGCUAAUUAUGUCGUACAAGGUUGAGCCACUGCCCGAUUCCUACGCCGGCUUGGGAGAGGGUCCUCAUUGGGAUGUGGCUAGGCAGAGCCUUUACUACGUAGACUUGGAGGCUGGCAGCCUGCUGCGCUACGAUUAUGCCCAAAACAAGGUCUACAAGACCAAGAUCGAGGGCGAGACCCUAGCUGGAUUUGUGCUUCCGGUGGAGGGACGUCCUCAAGAGUUCGCCGUCGGCUGUGGACGCCGAGUCGUGAUCGUCAACUGGGAUGGUGUCUCACCAACCGCCAAGGUGGUUAGAACUCUGUUCGAGGUUCAACCCUUGAUGGACAAGAACAGGCUGAACGAUGCCAAGGCUGAUCCUCGUGGUCGUUUCUUUGGUGGCACCAUGCGUUACAUUGGCGAUGAGUUUGAAUUCCGUCACGGCGAGCUGUACCGCUGGGAGGCCGGUGGCCAACCUUCGGUGAUCAAGGGCGAUGUGGGCAUCUCCAAUGGACUGGCCUGGGACGAGAAGGCCAAGAAGUUCUACUACAUCGAUACCACCGACUACGAGGUGAAGUCCUACGACUAUAAUUUCGACACCGGUGUGGCCACCAAUCCUAAGGUGAUCUUCAACCUCCGCAAGAACAGUCCCAAGGAUCAUCUCCUGCCCGAUGGUCUGACCAUCGAUACUGAGGGUAACCUGUACGUGGCCACCUUCAAUGGAGCCACCAUCUUUAAGGUUAAUCCCAACACUGGCAAGAUCCUCCUGGAGAUCAAGUUCCCCACCAAACAAAUCACCUCAGCCGCCUUUGGUGGUCCCAACUUGGACAUCUUGUACGUGACCACUGCCGCCAAGUUCGAUCAGCCCACUCCAGCUGGCACCACUUACAAGGUGACUGGCCUGAAUGCCACUGGUUUCCCUGGCGUCAACUUGAAGGUCUAGGAUCUGCAAUCUCUAAGCUUAGUAGACAGUAUAAUGUACCAAUCGAAUCCAAGUGCAAUUAUAUGUUAUACUAUUUACAUUUUUUAAA